CAGCUUCCCCUCAGGCAGUGUGAGGACAGCCUGUGCCCCAGAAGCAGGAUGAGAAGAUGGCAAACUUCCUGUUACCUCGGGGCACCAGCAGCUUCCGCAGGUUCACCCGGGAGUCCCUUGCGGCCAUCGAGAAGCGCAUGGCGGAGAAGCAAGCCCGAGGCUCGGCCACCUUGCAGGAGAGCCGUGAGGGGCUGCCAGAACAGGAGGCUCCCCGGCCCCAGCUGGACCUGCAAGCCUCCAAAAAGCUGCCAGAUCUCUAUGGCAACCCACCCCGAGAACUCAUCGGAGAGCCCCUGGAGGACCUGGACCCCUUCUACAGUACCCAGAAGACGUUCAUCGUGCUGAAUAAAGGCAAGACCAUCUUCCGGUUCAGUGCCACCAACGCCCUGUACGUCCUCAGUCCCUUCCACCCUGUGCGGAGAGCGGCCGUGAAGAUUCUCGUUCAUUCGCUCUUCAGCAUGCUCAUCAUGUGUACCAUCCUCACCAACUGCGUGUUCAUGGCCCAGCAUGAGCCUCCACCCUGGACCAAAUAUGUCGAGUACACCUUCACCGCCAUCUACACCUUUGAGUCUCUGGUGAAGAUUCUGGCUCGAGGCUUCUGCCUGCAUGCAUUCACCUUCCUCCGGGACCCAUGGAACUGGCUGGACUUCAGUGUGAUUGUCAUGGCAUACACAACUGAAUUUGUGGACCUGGGCAAUGUCUCAGCUUUACGCACCUUCCGAGUCCUCCGGGCCCUGAAAACUAUAUCAGUCAUUUCAGGCCUGAAGACCAUCGUGGGGGCCCUGAUUCAGUCUGUGAAGAAGCUGGCCGAUGUGAUGGUCCUCACGGUCUUCUGCCUCAGCGUCUUCGCCCUCAUCGGCCUGCAGCUCUUCAUGGGCAACCUCAGGCACAAGUGCGUGCGCAACUUCACGAUGCUCAACGACACCAAUGGCUCCGUGGAGGCCGACGGUGUGGUCUGGGAAUCGCUAGACCGCUACCUCAGCAGCUCAGAAAAUUACCUGAUCAAGAAUGGCACCACAGACGUCUUACUGUGUGGGAACAGCUCUGAUGCCGGGACAUGUCCUGAGGGCUACCGGUGCCUAAAGGCAGGCAAGAACCCUGACCACGGCUAUACCAGCUUCGACUCCUUCGCCUGGGCAUUCCUCGCCCUCUUCCGCCUGAUGACGCAGGACUGCUGGGAGCGCCUCUACCAGCAGACUCUGAGGUCUGCGGGAAAGAUCUACAUGAUUUUCUUCAUGCUUGUCAUCUUCCUGGGCUCCUUCUACCUGGUGAACUUGAUCCUGGCUGUGGUUGCCAUGGCCUAUGAGGAGCAAAACCAAGCCACCAUUGCAGAGACCGAGGAGAAGGAAAAGCGCUUCCAAGAAGCCAUGGAGAUGCUCAAGAAAGAACAUGAGGCUCUCACCAUCAGGGGUGUGGACACUGUGUCCCGCAGCUCCUUGGAGAUGUCUCCUUUGGCCCCAGUAAUCACCCAUGAAAGAAGGAGCAAGAGGAGAAAACGAAUGUCUUCAGGGACGGAAGAGUGUGGGGAUGAAAGGUUCCCCAAGUCCGACUCAGAAGAUGGCCCCCGAGCAAUGAAUCACCUUGGCCUCACCCACGGCCUCAGCCGAACCUCAAUGAAGCCGCGCUCCAGCCGCGGGAGCAUUUUCACGUUUCGCCGUCGAGACCUGGGUUCCGAGACAGAUUUUGCUGACGAUGAAAACAGCACGGCAGGGGACAGCGAGAGCCACCGCACAUCACUGCUGGUGCCCUGGCCUCUGCGCCGGCCCAGUGCCCAGGGACAGCCCAGCCCUGGGACCUCGGCUCCUGGCCAUGCCCUCAAUGGCAAAAGGAACAGCACUGUGGACUGCAACGGGGUGGUCUCCUUGUUGGGGACGGGCGACCCUGAGGCCACCUCCCUGGGGAGCCGCCUCCUCCGCCCGAUGAUGCUGGAGCGCCCCCCAGACACGACCACACCGUCAGAGGAUCCAGGCAGGCCCCAGACGCUGACCCCGCAGGCCCCAGGCGUGGACGGCUUCGAGGAGCCAGGGGAGCGGCAGCGGGCCCUCAGCGCAGUCAGCGUCCUCACCAGCGCACUGGAAGAGCUGGAAGAGUCUCAUCGCAAGUGUCCGCCAUGUUGGAACCGCUUCGCCCAACACUACCUGAUCUGGGAGUGCUGCCCACUGUGGAUGUCUAUCAAGCAGAGAGUGAAGUUCAUGGUCAUGGACCCAUUCGCAGACCUCACCAUCACCAUGUGCAUCGUGCUCAACACGCUCUUCAUGGCCCUGGAGCACUAUAACAUGACAACUGAGUUCGAGGAGAUGCUGCAGGUCGGAAACCUGGUCUUCACAGGAAUCUUCACGGCAGAGAUGACCUUCAAGAUCAUUGCUCUUGAUCCCUACUACUACUUCCAGCAGGGCUGGAACAUCUUCGAUAGCGUCAUCGUCACCCUUAGCCUCAUGGAACUGGGCUUGUCCCGCAUGGGCAACCUGUCGGUGCUCCGCUCCUUCCGCCUGCUUCGGGUCUUUAAGCUGGCCAAGUCAUGGCCCACCCUGAACACACUCAUCAAGAUCAUCGGCAACUCAGUGGGGGCACUGGGGAACCUGACCCUGGUGCUGGCCAUCAUUGUGUUCAUCUUCGCUGUGGUGGGUAUGCAGCUCUUUGGCAAGAACUACUCAGAGCUGAGGCACCAAAUCAGCGACUCAGGCCUGCUGCCCCGCUGGCACAUGAUGGACUUCUUCCACGCCUUUCUCAUCAUCUUCCGCAUCCUCUGUGGCGAGUGGAUCGAGACCAUGUGGGAUUGUAUGGAGGUCUCUGGGCAGUCACUGUGUCUACUGGUCUUCUUGCUGGUUAUGGUCAUUGGCAACCUUGUGGUCCUGAACCUCUUCCUGGCUUUGCUGCUCAGCUCCUUCAGCGCAGACAACCUCACAGCCCCUGAUGAGGAUGGGGAGAUGAACAACCUCCAGCUGGCCCUGGCCCGCAUCCAGAGGGGCUUGCGCUUCGUCAAGCGGACCACCUGGGACUUCUGCUGUGGGCUCCUGCAGCGACGGCCCCCCAAACCCGCGGUCCUCGCCCCCCGUGGCCAGCUGCCUAGCUGCAUUGCCACCUCCAGCUCCCCACCGCCCGCUGAGACAGAGAAGGCGCCUCCAGCCCGCAAGGAAACCAGGUUUGAAGAAGGAAAGCGGCCAGGCCAGGGCACCCCGGGGGACCCGGAGCCCAUGUGUGUGCCGAUUGCCGUGGCUGAGUCAGACACAGAUGACCAGGAUGAUGAUGAGGAAGAGGAAGAGACCAGCAAGCAGGAAUCUCAACCUGUGUCCAGUGGCCCAGAGGCCCUCCCGGAGCCUGAGGCCUGGAGCCAGGUGUCAGAGACUGCUUCCUCCGAGGGUGAGGCCAGUGUGGCUCAGGCAGACUGGCAACAGCAGCGCAAAGCGGAGCCCCCAGCCCCAGGGUGCAGUGAGACCCACGAGGACAGUUACUCGGAGGGCAGCACGGCAGACAUGACCAACACCGCUGACCUGCUGGAGCAGAUCCCUGACCUGGGCGAGGACGUCAAGGAUCCAGAGGACUGCUUCACCGAAGGCUGUGUCCGGCGCUGCCCCUGCUGUGCUGUGGACACCACACAGUCCCCAGGGAAGGUCUGGUGGCGGCUGCGCAAGACCUGCUACCGCAUCGUGGAGCACAGCUGGUUCGAGACUUUCAUCAUCUUCAUGAUCCUGCUCAGCAGUGGAGCGCUGGCCUUCGAGGACAUCUACCUGGAGGAGCGGAAGACCAUCAGGGUUCUGCUGGAAUAUGCUGACAAGAUGUUCACCUACGUCUUUGUGCUGGAGAUGUUGCUCAAGUGGGUGGCCUACGGCUUCAAGAACUACUUCACCAACGCCUGGUGCUGGCUGGACUUCCUCAUCGUGGAUGUCUCCCUGAUCAGCCUGGUGGCCAACACCCUGGGCUUUGCCGAGAUGGGCCCCAUCAAGUCUCUGCGGACUCUGCGUGCACUCCGACCCCUGCGAGCCCUGUCACGAUUUGAGGGCAUGAGGGUUGUGGUCAACGCCCUGGUGGGCGCCAUCCCGUCCAUCAUGAACGUCCUACUCGUCUGCCUCAUCUUCUGGCUCAUCUUCAGCAUCAUGGGCGUGAACCUCUUCGCGGGGAAGUUUGGGAGGUGCAUCAACCAGACUGAAGGAGACCUGCCGUUGAACUACACCUUUGUGAACAACAAGAGUGACUGUGAGUCCUUCAACGUGACUGGCGAGUUGUACUGGACCAAGGUGAAAGUCAACUUUGACAACGUGGGGGCUGGGUACCUGGCCCUUCUGCAGGUGGCAACUUUCAAAGGCUGGAUGGAUAUCAUGUACGCAGCCGUGGACUCCCGGGGGUAUGAAGAACAGCCCCAGUGGGAGUACAACCUCUACAUGUACAUCUACUUCGUCGUUUUCAUCAUCUUCGGUUCUUUCUUCACCCUGAACCUUUUCAUCGGUGUCAUCAUUGAUAACUUCAACCAACAGAAGAAAAAGUUAGGGGGCCAGGACAUCUUCAUGACGGAGGAGCAGAAGAAAUACUACAAUGCCAUGAAGAAGCUGGGCUCCAAGAAGCCCCAGAAGCCCAUCCCACGCCCCUUGAACAAGUACCAGGGCUUCAUAUUCGACAUUGUGACCAAGCAGGCCUUUGAUGUCACCAUCAUGUUUCUCAUCUGCUUGAACAUGGUGACCAUGAUGGUAGAGACAGAUGACCAGAGCCCUGAGAAAGUCAACAUCUUGGCCAAGAUCAACCUGCUUUUUGUAGCCAUCUUCACGGGCGAGUGUAUCGUCAAGAUGGCUGCCCUCCGCCAUUAUUAUUUCACCAACAGCUGGAACAUCUUUGACUUCGUGGUCGUCAUCCUCUCCAUUGUGGGCACUGUGCUCUCGGACAUCAUCCAGAAGUACUUCUUCUCCCCGACACUCUUCAGAGUCAUCCGCCUGGCCCGCAUUGGCCGCAUCCUCAGACUGAUCCGAGGGGCCAAGGGGAUCCGCACGCUGCUCUUUGCCCUCAUGAUGUCCCUGCCGGCCCUCUUCAACAUCGGGCUGCUGCUCUUCCUCGUCAUGUUCAUCUACUCCAUCUUCGGCAUGGCCAACUUCGCUUAUGUCAAGUGGGAGGCUGGCAUUGACGACAUGUUCAACUUCCAGACCUUCGCCAACAGCAUGCUGUGUCUCUUCCAGAUCACCACGUCGGCUGGCUGGGAUGGCCUCCUCAGCCCUAUCCUCAACACGGGGCCCCCCUAUUGCGACCCCAACCUGCCCAACAGCAAUGGCUCCCGGGGGAACUGUGGGAGCCCAGCUGUGGGCAUCCUCUUCUUCACCACCUACAUCAUCAUCUCCUUCCUCAUCGUGGUCAACAUGUAUAUCGCCAUCAUCCUGGAGAACUUCAGUGUGGCCACGGAGGAGAGCACUGAGCCCCUAAGCGAGGACGACUUCGACAUGUUCUACGAGAUCUGGGAGAAGUUCGACCCCGAGGCCACCCAGUUCAUUGAAUAUUCAGCCCUGUCUGACUUUGCUGAUGCCCUGUCUGAGCCGCUGCGCAUCGCCAAACCCAACCAGAUAAGCCUCAUCAAUAUGGACCUGCCCAUGGUGAGCGGGGACCGGAUCCACUGCAUGGACAUCCUCUUUGCCUUCACCAAGAGGGUCCUGGGUGAGUCUGGGGAGAUGGACGCCCUGAAGAUCCAGAUGGAGGAGAAGUUCAUGGCAGCCAACCCGUCCAAGAUCUCCUACGAGCCCAUCACCACCACACUCAGGCGCAAGCACGAGGAGGUGUCGGCCACCAUCAUCCAGCGGGCCUUCCGGAGACACCUGCUGCAGCGCUCCGUGAAGCACGCCUCCUUCCUCUACCGCCGGCAGACGGGCAGCAGCGGCCUGUCUGAAGAAGACGCUCCCGAACAAGAGGGCCUCAUCGCCUACAUGAUGAAUGAGAACUUCUCCCCGCGCCUUGACCCCCCCUCCAGCUCCUCCAUCUCCUCCACAUCUUUCCCUCCCUCCUAUGACAGCGUCACCAGGGCCACCAGCGAUAACCUCCAGGUGCGGGUGUCUGACUACAGCCGCAGCGAAGAUCUCGCGGACUUCCCCACGUCCCCAGACAGGGACCGAGAGUCUAUUGUGUGAGGCUCGCCCCAGCUGGCCAGGACACACCAAAAGGCAGCCUGAUGCCUUGUGGUAAAGCUAAGUGCAGCCACAAACCAGCAUCCCCUGGGAUCUUCCUUGCUUUGGGCUUCGGGGGUGAGAGAUGAGUCUCAGCCCUCUGGAUCAAAGCAGAGUUGUGUGGCCCAAAUCGACGCCCGGAAGGAAGCUGACCCUUGGGAGGGGCCUGAUCCUAGAGACCCCCACCCACUCCUGGGGCUCUGAAAAGCAACUCUAUCCCAGCUGCUGAGGCAAAAUAUAAAACAGACUGUAUGUUAUGAAUGGGCUUUCUUAAAUUUAUUAUAUUUGAUAUUUUUUUACUUGAGCAAAGAACUAAAGUUUUUUUUCCAUGGACACAGGCAGCCGUUUACGCUGCCUCCUCUUAACUUGGAACAAGUCUGUGGAGCUGCUGGAACUCUGUCCUCAAAGCAAAACUGAAAUCCCAUGUGAGCUCCCCCUGGCCCUCAGGGCCGAGAGGCAGACAGGGGCACCCUGCUGCUUGGGCUGAGCCCCUUUCCUCUCACACACAUGUGCACACUCUUCAUGCCCACAGAGGCCAGGCGCUGGCCCUGUCUGUCAGGCCGCCGCCUCUGCCCCCUCCCCCCA
Molecule: messenger RNA, 6719 nt
Organism: Condylura cristata (star-nosed mole)
Lineage: Eukaryota; Metazoa; Chordata; Mammalia; Eulipotyphla; Talpidae
Gene: SCN5A
Product: sodium channel, voltage gated, type V alpha subunit
Exons: 27
Coding region: 57-6098 (2013 amino acids)
Biological process (GO): neuronal action potential; sodium ion transmembrane transport; AV node cell action potential
Cellular component (GO): voltage-gated sodium channel complex; plasma membrane; axon
Molecular function (GO): voltage-gated sodium channel activity involved in cardiac muscle cell action potential
Source: RefSeq, a predicted model, not a curated record